AUGGCUUCGAACUCAUCACCAGACGCAAACGGUCGCCCAUUAUAUCGUACUGUGGCACGCGGUCGAAACCUACCCAUAUCACCGAUAAGACCGGCGAACUACGUUGAACCACCCAUCUAUACUGCAGUUUAUGCUAAUUAUAUUCCUCAACAACCAGAGGUCCAACAAACUCAUCAGCAACAACCAGGGCUCCAACAAACUCAUCAACAACAGCCUGAUGAACAACAGUCACAUCAAGCGACAACCAAUGAAUUACUUAAGGAAUUAAUUAAAGAUCAACAGUCACAUCAAGCGACAACCAAUGAAUUACUUAAGGAAUUAAUUAAAGGACAACAGUCACAUCAAGCGACAACGAAUGACUUACUUAAGGAAUUAAUUGAAUUAAAUAAAACUCAAGCCAAUAAUUUUCAAAAAGUUCAUUUGUCACUUGAAGGUCUGCACGCAAAGAUGUUGCGGAUGUUAAAGAAUCAGAACAUUCUGUUAUACAACUUGGUCAAGAAUUUUCCUGAAGGAUACAAUAAUGAAGAUGACGACGAUGUUUGA
Molecule: messenger RNA, 543 nt
Organism: Adineta ricciae
Lineage: Eukaryota; Metazoa; Rotifera; Eurotatoria; Adinetida; Adinetidae
Source: the annotation of a GenBank genome assembly